AUGAUGGCAUCCCAUGCGCAUCCGGAUGAGGACAGCCGAUCGCCCGUGGCCACUUUGGAAGCUCAGUUUUUCGUUUGGGGUCCGGGGAUCUGUCUCGGAUGCGGGGAUGCGAAUGAGGGAAGGCCGGGCUCUCCUCACACGGUACUGGCGCCGUACUGGUGCGAGAAGCUGCACGGGAAGCUGGCGAUGCGCGCGUACCAGGUCUCGAAGCGGGGCGGGGACCUGAGCAUCCGGGUCCGCGGGUCCCGCGUGGACAUCGGGGGCAACUUCCACAUCAUCAAGAUGCAGUCGGACCAGGGCAGAUCAAAACUGGGAGUAUCACUGCCAGUCUUCAUCGUGGACGCAUUUACGGGACAACCGUUUUCUGGCAACCCUGCUGCCGUGUGUCUGGUCGAAGGACGGCAGGACAUCCCAGACCAUGCGAAGCAGAGCAUGGCAGCGGAGUUCAAUCUCUCCGAGACGGCGAUCGUGACGAAGAUCCGGCUCCAGGACGGAUUCGACACUGGCUCCAAGUUCAGCCUCCGCUGGUUCACGCCCACCAACGAGGUCCCCCUCUGCGGACAUGCCACCGUCGCUGCCGCUGCAGUCCUCUUCUUUUGCUGCAAUAACCCGAACGAGAAGAUAGAGUUUGAGACGAUGAGUGGCAUUCUGGGGGUGAGGAAACAAGGAAGGAUGAUCGUCAUGGACUUCCCUUCCUACAAACCCAUGCAACUGGAUGCCAAGCAGAAGAAAGACGCCCAACCCUUGAUCAAGGGGAUUCUCAAGGAUCUCCUCCCAGCCGACACCGCCUACUGUCCUGUGACCAAGAAGCUCCUCGUUCGGCUUGAGGAUUUCUGCUCACGGACGAUGUUGGAGGAGCUGGAGGUGUCUGGGGAGAAGUUGAUGAAUUUACAUGAUGGGAGCCUGUUCAAGGGAGUCAUUGUGACUGUGAAAGGAGGCUCAGAGGCAUCGGGAGGAUAUGAUUUCUUCUCCAGAUACUUUGCACCCUGGAAUGGGAUCCUUGAAGACCCUGUAACUGGUUCUGCUCACACUAUCCUGGCCCCAUACUGGUCAGAGAAGCUGAAGGGAAAACAGGUGAUGCAUGCACAUCAGUGCUCGAAGAGAGGUGGCGAUCUAAACCUCAAACUACGUGGCUCCAGAGUAGACAUUGGGGGAAACUUCCACAUCAUCGUCAAGGGUGUCAUCCAUAUCUGAUGUAUUACCUGAAGUCUUUCACUAGUGUUCCAAGGAAUAACCCACAGAGGAAAGUUCAUGCAGCACUGUAUCUUUCACCUUUAUAUGAUAAGAUGGGCAUAGCAAAAAGAAAAUGUAGAAAGCUAUUUGAGGAUUGCAUUGUCAUACUGGUUGCGGGUGCACCAGAUCAAUAUAAAUUUAAUCUUAUCUAAUCUCAAUAUCGGAGAACAUGGGAAUGAGAUUAACUGCGUCAAACAGAUUCCCAUACAAUUAAACAGAUUCUGAAUAUGAGGUCAGAAAAGUUUAUAAGCUGAUGUGGUGCAUAGCACCGAGUCCUGCUUCUUUGUACAUUACUAUUGGAGGCAGCAUGAGAUCAACAAGCACUGAGCACAGUACACAGGGAACAUAACCUUCCAGAGACAUCAUCUGCACAUCCAAGAAGACCACACUCCAUACAGAUGGUUCCCAUCACUGCCACCACAUAUCAUUAGUGUCUGGGGGUGAAUGAUACGCGGGUCUCACGAGGACGAGAGGGGGGGUGUGUCUCGCAUUUUCCGUGAAUGGUCAAUGAUCUGAUUGAGGCAACGGCCAAACUCCCCAAGGAUGGUUGCCUCAACAUCAGCAGGGGAAUCGCCACGGUUCUCAGCCUCCUGUGCCUCGGCCAGCAUGCACUGCACCGUUGCUUCAAUCACAUCUGCUGUGAUGCAUUCCCAGGGUCCCCUCCUGCAUAACAAAACAAAUGCUUUCAAAUUCCCACUAGGAGCCUUGAAAUGCUUCUUGGAACUGUCAAUCCCAGAUAACAGCAACUGUGUUCAAUGCAGUGUAUAAAAUCACAUCACUUCAUUUGGGGCUUCUCAACCUAGUCAAAACUGAUGCACGAACAAUAAUUACUUCUCUUAAGAAGCAUAACCACAUCUCCAUGUGUAUGUAAAAUAAGAACUGGAUUUUCAUUUGAGAUGGAGGGCUUCAGUAAUCCAAUGAUCACAAGAAGAGAGGCUGAAGCUUAAUUAAGCCCCUUGCAAAGAAAUUUCACACAUUCAAAUCAUAAGUCUAUGUGCAAAUGCAUUUUGGUCAAGGCUCUAGGGUGUCAGAAUUUCAAAGCAUCAACUCAGUAAGAAUUUUUCCAUGCCAUUACAACUGCAUACAAUAGCAUUUUACAGUAUGAUACCUCAAUCAACCAUUUCCAUUAUUUACUCCUCACAUUAUGAACAUAUUCAUCGUUGCCCAGGGUAGACAGAAAGGCAAAAUGUAGUGAAGUAUAUAGUCAAGUUCCUCCAUUGUUACUAGUUAGACAAUACAUAUUUGUAACAAUCCAACAUCCAGCUCAUCCACUACUCUCAUCAAUAUCCAAUCCAGCUGCAUAUUGGUGUCAAGGUCUGGAACAAUGACAUGUGUAAUGAAAAGAGA
This is a messenger RNA of Darwinula stevensoni, 2580 nucleotides long. NCBI's taxonomy places the organism in Eukaryota, Metazoa, Arthropoda, Ostracoda, Podocopida, Darwinulidae. The record is from the annotation of a GenBank genome assembly.